CCAGUGACAUCAGCAGCAGAAAACGAAACUGGGGAGUGGGGAGGGAUCAGCUUUCAAUCUCUCUAAUCCAUUCCUUUCUCUCCCUUCUCUGGGGCUGCACUUCCUGCUCAGCGACCACAGCACCUGAGGGCAACACAGGGAUUCUUGCAUAACAAGCGGCACUGAGACCAGAAGAACCCCAGAAGUAAGUGACUUGAUGGUUAUACCCAUGUGAUCAGUGCGAGGGAGAAGAACUUAGAAGCAAUAAUGGAAGAGUACAGAAAGUUACCAUUGGACGACUGGACUGAAGAGCAUGUCAGAGACUGGUUGUGCUCAAUAAGACUCAAGAAGGAAUACACUGACAAACUGUUUGAAGAAGAAGUGACAGGCCCAGCACUGAGGGAAAUCAAACAUGAGUUUUUAAAGACAAUUGGCAUGAAAGAAGGACAGAUACAGCUAUUAAUCAGCAAGAGAGACAAGCUUCUUCUGGAACAGAAAUCCACAGAACCUGGUUCUCCUUCACAGAACACACAGGCCAGUUCAUCCCAUCAAGAACUUAUUGCAAGAGGGAAAGCUUCAGUUCAAACUCCUACAGAUUCUUCAAGCAACUUAAAACUCACAACAACAAUUCCUACUGAUGUAGUGCAGGUGCCUUCAACUCUGGCCAGUUCAUCCAAUCAAGAACUUAUUGAAAAAGGAAAAGCUUCAGUUCAACCUCCUACAGAUUCUUCAAGCAUCUUAAAAGUCACAUCAACAAUUCCUACUGAUGUAGUGCAGGUGCCUUCAACUCUGGCCAGUUCAACCAAUCAAGAACCUAUUGAAAAGGGGAAAGCUUCAGCUCAAACUCAUACAGAUUCUUCAAGCAGCUUAGAAAUCACAACUCCUACUGAUGCAGUGCAGGUGCCUUCAUCUCUGACUAAUUCAUGCAGUAUGCCUGAGCUUCCUCUACAAUCAGAAACCCCUAAGGAGCAACACAAUAUAGACCUCUUAAGGGCCUGCAAUCCAUUAGGAAGUACAAAGGAUUUAGCAAUUUCAUUAUCCUUAAGCAGUUUCCGCCCAUUUGAUAAAGAAGUAGACAAUUUUAAAUAUGUAAAAAAUAAUGUUCUUUCACCUGAAACAGGGGCUAUAGAUUUGAUCGAACCUUGUCAUGAAUACAAGUCACUUUCCACGGCUGCCAAAUUAGACCGGCUCAGGCUCGGGACAAAAUUUGCUUAUGAGGUUCUUCGAUUUGGUUGUGCUUGUCUGAAUACAAGAACAAAUGGUACAAUACAUUUUGGAAUCGUGGACAGCAAGGAAGACAAAAGUUAUCAGCACGGUCAAAUAGUGGGAAUUCCUGUGCAUGACAAGGACUGGUUUGUGGAUGCAUUAGACUGUAUUGAGAAAGUUUUUACUCAGAAUGAUGCUGCUAGGGACUGUAUUCGGCCACCAAAAUUCAUUGAAGUCAUUGAGAGGGAUUGUGAGGAGCAAAGAUUUGUUAUUGAAGUAGACAUCGUUCCUGACUUCAAUUUGGUAAAAGGAAAGGCCUUUCAAGUGGGGUUGCCAAAGUUUAAUGGGAAGAGCAAUAAAGUUUUACUUGAAAAGAAAGCUAUGUAUCGACGGGUGGGAGCCAAAUCCGAGCCAGUCUUAGAGGAUGAUAUGGUUCAGUUUAUACAAGGCCUUCAGGAUGUAGAUCUCAAGCGGCAAAGAGCAGAAUCUAAAAGAAACUGUGAUAUCAUGCCUCCAGAGAAUUUAGGGAGGAAGAUAUCGGUUCUGCUCACAAAUGGGAAACAGUAUUUAGAUGACUCUCUCCGAUAUAUACUUGUCACAAAUGAGUGUGAAGAGAACAAUCUCAAACAUAUAAACUUUUUAAUGCGUAUGAGAAUAUUAUGUGUCUUUGAUUUUGACCCAGAUUCUGAUAGCAGGGGUCUAUGUUCUACUUACAAAAAACACCAUGCUACAAACAUCCAUUCCUUAAAGAGCUUUUCCACUGAAAGUGGGCUGAGCACAAAAGAACUGAAAAAGAAUCUCUCCAUGGUUAAUCAGACUACCUGGAUAUUCUGCAAUGGGCGUAGCAAUUAUCGGGGAGGAGAUGAAACCUGUGAUGAAAACACCUGGAUCAGAACAAAGAGGAAAUAUCUGAAGAAAGUGAUUUCUUUAUUCUGUGAUGAAAUCCUACCAAAAGGCUACUUCACUGUGAUCUUCCUGCUGCUAUCCCGCGUGGAAAAGCCAAUUGUAGAAACAUUUCAGGAGUUCUACACUGAACUGAAUGGCGUGGAGAACAUAAUGUGCAUUGCAGAGAAUAAAGAACAUUAUGAGAAAUGGGCCAGUCUAGCCCAAGUCUCCUGCCCAAAGGAGAUACUGGAACAGAGGAGUGUUGUUGGCAUGCAGCUUAGUCAUCUUGAUGCAACUGUACAGAGUCUCUUCCCCUUCUCAUGCAAGAAUAGACGUUUGCCAGUUUCCACGAAAGGCGUGUGUGUCCUUGAAACACCUGACGAGGAAAGGAUGCACACACUGGAGAUACUGUGUGAGAAUGAAUGCAGCGAUCUCAAUGUAGACUCCUUGACUGAGCAACAAAUACAGGAGAUAGAAAGUACAUUUUAUCGUGGUGGCAAAAUAAGAUGGAAACAUUUCUGGCUGGCAGAACAAAAGAAAUGUGAAGAUAUAAUACACCGCGAUGCAUGUGUCGAAGUUGAGGAUAUUCUAGAGAACAUUUUGCAUGCAAACUUAAUCAGAAUUCCCGUUGCCAGAAUCAAAGUUGUCCAUCAUCCAGGCAGCGGAGGAAGCACAGUCGCAAGACAGAUUCUUUGGAAAAAGAAGAAAUAUUUACGAUGUGCUGUAGUGAAACCAUCUUGUUCAGUCUCCAUGGUCUGUGAGCAUGCCAUAAGGCUUAGAGAAUAUGAUGAAACUGAGGUGAACCAAUGCCUCCCUGUUCUGCUCCUGAUUGAAGACAGGGAUGAAGAGUACAUUGAUGAUUUAAGGGACGAGUUAACAAAAGCAAUGGCUUGUAAGAAGCCGUGUUUCAUCCUUCUCAGCUGCAAAAGGUCCAAUUGUCCAGAGAUGCAAUACAAGUCCUCUCCAUUGGCUACUGUUGCAAUUACUCAUAAACUCAGUGACAAAGAGAAAAAUGAAUUUGCAGCAAAAGUUAAAACACUAGAGAAGCAAUUCCGACCUGAAUUUAUUAUCACAUUUGUUUUGAUGAGCAAAGAGUUUGAGGCCAGAUAUGUAACAGAUUUUGUGGAGCAUGUUAUGCUUGGGGUGGAACAAUCUUCUGAUGUCACCCGUUUGAUGACCUAUGUUGCUCUUCUGAACAGCUAUGUAGAAAACUCUUUUCUUUCCCUUUCACACUGUGAGGCCUUUCUAGGACUGGAUGCCCACACAAAAGGUCAAAGUGAAUUAAGGCAACAUAAUUUUAAUAGCUGUCUAAGUGAACAAGCAAGACUGAUAUUUAUUGAACUGGUGGAGCCAAUGUCUUGGAUUAGCUCCAUUCAUAUCAUACAUCCUUUGGUUGCAAAAGAGGUUUUAAAGCAACUUUCUGGAAAUUGCCCUCAGAGUAAAAUAGCUAUGGACCUUCUAGGAGAAAAUGUUUUAUUCACCCACAGAUUUGGCCGGGAAGAAUUCCUCAGGUUCACUAGAGACCUGUUUUUCAGAAGGCACAAAAUAAGCAGGGGGGAUACCGUUGACACAUUUUUAUCGCCUCUUAUUGAGCACGUUUUAGAGAUUGAACCAGAAAAACAAAAGGCAAUUGAUCUUUUAAAAGCUGCUUAUGAACGAUUUGAUAAAGAUCCUUUAUUUGCACAACAGCUUGCUCGAUUGCAUUAUAAAUAUGAGAAAUUUGAAGAUGCAAAAAAAUGGGUCGAGGUUGCUAAAGAACAACUAAAUGAUUCAUUUAUUUUGGAUACGGAAGGGCAGUUGUACAAACACUGGGUGAAUAGUUUAUUGAGUAAAAACAGUAAUGUUAAUUUAGAUGAAGUCGUUAAUGUCAUAGAGAUGGCCUUGAAAUCCAUGGAUUGUUUUCGUGCGGAACAAAGAGCGGCAAAAUCUGAAAUGGACAUCAUCAAUAACUCUGGCUACUUUGGAGAGGUUGAGGUUGGAUGCCGUUUGCUCAAGCUUCUUUCGACACUUGAAAUAUUUCCUCCAACCAAAAAUGGAGUCAACCGUGAGCUAUUACAGUAUCUGCUAACUGACCAUAUUCCUGACAUUGUCAGAAAACCCUGGUAUAGGUUUCAUAACCGUCUGAAAGGACUUCACAAAAACAUAUACAAUGCCUUGGCUUGGAUUUCUGAAGAACUCAGUUACUUUCAGACUGAUAAAAUUGAUGAUGACAAGCAGACAGUGGUGGAAGAAAGCAGGAGAAACCCACACACAUGGCUGAUGGGAAGAACAAAGGUUUUUGCGGAGUUUUUUAUUUCCCAGCUUUUACCCUCCAGUGAUGAAUCUGAAUCUCAAGCUUUGCUCAAUACAUUCUUCCGAAAGAUGUAUAUCUUCAAACUGGGCGGUGGAAGCCCAACUGCAAUCCUUUCCCUGAGGUCAGAUAAGAAAGGUCACAGCGCAGAAGAAAAACUCUCAGAGAUAUUAACUCUCUAUGAAGGUAUCUCAGAACCAGGAGGACUGGAUGAUAUUGAUUUAAUUAAUUACAUAAUGUGCCACAUAGUACUUGGGUGUGAGUCUCCUGGUUCCCCAAGGCUACUUUCUUUACAGAGGUUACGAGAUCUAUCCAAGCGUUUCCAAUCAAAGAAUAAGUCUUUUCCUGCAAGUGCCUACUUUCUGCUUCUUCUCCUUUUCUGGCCCGAUAAUCUGGUUGAUCGAGAAGAUGAUGCUGGCAAAGACCAGAUAUUGAACAUUGCUCUGCAGACUCUAAGGCGAUUGCAGGAAAUCAGAAUAAAGAAUGUUCCUGUGCGGAAGAAAAGAACCAACGUGCUCUUUUUUAUGGGGCAUGGGCCUGGCCUUCUCAAGCUUCUGCACAGACAUCAAGUUGAAAAGUUGAUGAAAGGUCCGGUAAAUGAGUGGAGAUUAAAAUGGGCCUAUGGGAUAAUGGUGAAAUCAGAGAAUGCGCAAAGACUGCUAAAAACUGUGUCAGGGUGGACAGAGGAUGGGAAGGUCUAUGUACAGGGGUACAGCAAACAACAAAGGUAUGAAGUUGUGGUCCUGAACCAAUCAUCAGUGCCUCAUGGAAGUGAAAACGUCACAUUUUACUUAGCCUUUUCUUAUGCUGGACUCAUUGCCUAUGACCUCAAAGUACAAGAAUAACUCAUUCUGUUUAAUUAGGCAUCUGGUCCAGGGACUGAGGAAGCCCAGCAUGCUGGUCUUUGUUAUUGGCAAGGGGUCCUCAAAUAAUAAAUCUAUAGAUUAA
This is a messenger RNA of Xenopus laevis (African clawed frog), 5308 nucleotides long. Its product is annotated as provisional ortholog of sterile alpha motif domain containing 9 like L homeolog. The coding region runs from base 247 to 5205 and encodes 1652 amino acids. The record is from RefSeq and is a predicted model, not a curated record. The transcript is spliced from 4 exons. Gene Ontology annotation, cellular component: cytoplasm. NCBI's taxonomy places the organism in Eukaryota, Metazoa, Chordata, Amphibia, Anura, Pipidae.